Molecule: messenger RNA, 2631 nt
Organism: Paramuricea clavata
Lineage: Eukaryota; Metazoa; Cnidaria; Anthozoa; Malacalcyonacea; Plexauridae
Source: the annotation of a GenBank genome assembly
AUGAUUAUGCACUCUAGUGGCUAUAAUAGUGGUACAGAAAUCGCUAAUAAUUUAAUACAAGACAUCAAUAAUUCUGCUGAUAUUUACGAUACUGCUAGUAGAUUAAAUAGAGCAAAUGAUGUAAGACAAAAUUUAUUAAGCCAACCUAUUAAUGAUUUUUUCACUUCAGGUGCUUUGAAAUCUUUUGAUGCAAAACUACAGCAACAAGAAAGCUCCUGGGCUAAUGCUACUGCUCAAUUUCAAGAAAAAGAGCAAUUAACCGCACUAGGUAGUGAAUUAUUCAGUGAUUUAUCUAGCAAUAAUAGCCUAGAUGUAGAGAAAACUUUACAAAAAUAUCGUGAAUUAUCUAGCUUAAAUGAAAAACAAAUACAAAAUAGUUAUGUUACUGCAUUAACUCAACAUGCCUAUAGUAAAGGCGACCCUAGUUUGUUAGCAGAAUUUAAUAAAAACAUUAUUACAGACCCUGACGUACAGGCUAUUGCUAAUAAAAAUGUAGAAUCUAUUAAAAGUAUAUUGUGGACUGAUGCAGUACAUAAAAAACAAUUAGAAAAAGAACAAGAAGAAAGCAGAAUAUUAGAAAAUAAAUUUAAAAUAAUAGCUGAAAAACAAAAGACUGGCGAUGUUAAUCCUAUAAAUUAUAUAGGUAGUCCAGAGGAACUAGAGUAUGCGUUAAAAAUAAAAUCGUCGGAUAUACGAAGCUCGAUCAAUUCAACUACAAGAAAUUUCAAUGCUGAUAGAUUAGCUACUCGAAUAAUUAUGGAGAGUACUCAAAGCAAUUUAAGCCCUACAGAAGCUAUGGAUUUAAUUUUAAAUAGCAAUGAUAUUGGAGCAGAAGAAAAAGCUCGAUUGAGAAGCGAACUAGAUAACUUAAGCAAAGGUGCGGAUUUGUUAAAUGUUCCUUUUGUUGCUCAAACAUUCACAGAUAUAAGCACUAAAGCCAGCGAUAUGAUAGAGGCUAUGGAUAUCGAUGAUGCUAUUUUACCUUUCCAUGCUCGUGAUUUAAGACCGCAUUUACGUACUGUUUUUUAUAAUACUAUUAGCAAUGAUAUGUACGCUCACUACAAGGAACAUGGCAACAUGCCUACUGGCAAAUCAUUGAGAGAUAUUGUAAAUAAUGUAGGUACUAGAGUUAGCGGAGAGUUAGAUAGAUUAGAAAAAUUAUCUGAAAAAGCUACUCAAACUAGACGAACAGAUAGAAAUGCAGUAAUAGAAAAAUCUAACUUAACUGCCGACGAUUUAAUACAGGGAACUGCAAGUUAUCCUUAUAAAGUGAAUUCUGUUAGUGAAGCAUCUGAUUUACCAGUAGGCACAUAUUUUAGGUUCAAUGGUAAAUUGUAUAGACGCAAAGAGCCACUUACAGCACCCACACCAACUACCACACCAACUACCACGCCAUGAAUACAAAUGAAAUAGAAACUAUUGCUACACCCGAAGAAGAAAAAGAAGAAGUAACGACUAUUGCCACACCUGAAGAAGAAGAAAAAGUAAUUGCUACACCCGUGGCAGAAGAAGUUAAUACAGCUGAAACAAACAAUAGCCUAGUAGCCUAUCAAUCAAAAAUACCUGCAAAAACAACUCAAGAUGGAUUAUUCAGCGACAAUGAAUUUAUCGAAGCUAGCAAAAUUACUUACAGUAGAUUGUAUGGUAAGGAUUUUAUUGGUAGUGAUAGUGAAGCGGUUAGUUGGGGUAAAAGUUAUGCAGCCGAUCAGCUUUAUAGUUUAACAGAUAUAGGUAAAACAUUAAGUAGUCAACCUGAUACAUGGGCAACAUUUGAAAAGGAAGCAUAUUUAUAUCUAACAAAAGCCUAUGGAAAUACAGAUUUUUCAGUGAGAGGAAGUUGGGAGUUUGUAAAAUCGUUCGCCACAGAUUGGGGCGGUUGGGGGAUGUUUUGGGCUACUACAGCACUAACACCAGAAACAAUAGGUAUAGCAGGUUUUCUAGCUAGAGAGGCAACUAUAGGCGGUAUUAUAGCUAGCGUACAUAAUGUAAUGCAACAAAAUAUAAGCGUAAGUUUUGGGCUACAAGAGUCUGUUUCUACUAGUGAAUUAGUGGUUAGUGGAGCAGAGGGAGCUGUAGGAGGAGCGUUGCUUGCAGGUACAGGCAGAGCAGUACAAAGAGGUUAUAGGAAGCUGUUUCCUCGCAAAGAUAUUCCUAAUCCAUAUAAAAUACAAAUCAUUGCAGAUGAUGUUGCUAAUCAAUCCGCAGGUAGAUAUACACCUCAACAAAUCAACAUUCUAGCAGAAAAUUUAGUAGAACAAUUGUAUAAGUUAAGUGCCGAAGAAUUUGAAAAUGAAUUAAAAAAUAGAUUGGUCGGUGGUAGUCUAACAGCAAAUGAAAGGGAAGUAGUCGACAGAGCAUUGAAAAUCUAUCAAGAAGUUGCAUUUGACGAAUUUCAGAAAGCUAUUAUUAGAUCACGUAUGACAAAUGUCGACGCAAAUACUAUUCGUGGCGGUAUGCUAGAUGCUUGGUUAGAAGAAAGUUUAAGUGAGACUGUAGCAAAAUUUAAGCUAGUUACAGAAGCUAAUCAAAACACAAAAAGAUUUAGUGGUUCGAUGAUAGAGGGCAGAAAACAACAAGUUUUAAAUUUUUUAGAGAACUAUCCCAAAUUAAAAGAUAUUUUUACUAAAACAA